AUGUUCCGCUUCACGCUCCGCGCCCUCGCCCGCAAGGCUCCCGCCAAAGCUGGCAGCAGGAUCUCAGCUGCUGCGGGUGCCACAGCUGCCUUCCACACGGCGUCGGCUGCCCCUCAGACUGCGGUGAGCAUUCCGCCGAUUCCUGGCGUGCGCAGCGUCCGUGCGUUCCGCACACAGAAGAUGGAAGCGUUGCAGCCGCCGCCCGUCGCCGCUGCAGGUAAGAAGGCCCCCGCCGCCAAAGGUUCUAAGCACCCCAAGGCAGCCUUGAAUUCUCGCCCGUCGAAGAAGGUCAAGUUGCCGAAGAAGGCCGCCGUGCCAGUGAAGGCGCAGCAGGCGAAGCAGGUGAAGCACUCAAAGCAGGUCAAGGCGCCGAAGAGCGCCGCCAAGGAGAUCUCCAAGAAGGCCAAGUCCGCCAAAGCGGGCAAGUAA
Messenger RNA from Leishmania mexicana MHOM/GT/2001/U1103, 429 nucleotides. Its product is annotated as h1 histone-like protein. Lineage: Eukaryota; Euglenozoa; Kinetoplastea; Trypanosomatida; Trypanosomatidae. The coding region runs from base 1 to 429 and encodes 142 amino acids. The transcript has a single exon. The record is from RefSeq and is a predicted model, not a curated record.